Molecule: messenger RNA, 1377 nt
Organism: Anopheles nili
Lineage: Eukaryota; Metazoa; Arthropoda; Insecta; Diptera; Culicidae
Product: retinol-binding protein pinta-like
Exons: 3
Coding region: 1-1020 (339 amino acids)
Cellular component (GO): membrane
Molecular function (GO): phosphatidylinositol bisphosphate binding
Source: RefSeq, a predicted model, not a curated record
AUGGUGAACCUGCGUUCCGUUCCGGAAGCGCUCCACGAGAAGGCCCGUCGUGAGCUAAAUGAAGUUCCAGAACGCAUCGAGGAGGAUCUGGCCGCACUUCGACAGUGGUUGGCUCGGACGCCUCACAUAAGGGCCCGCAUAGACGAUCAGUUCCUGGUGACGUUUCUGCGUGGCUGCAAGUACAGCUUGGAACGGGCUAAGGAGAAGAUCGACAUGUUCUACACCGUGCGUACGGCCAUUCCAGAAUUGAUGCGGAAUCGAGAUCCGGACACGGCGCGUCUUCGAGAAAUCGUGCGGCUAGGUGUUGGUCUACCGUUGCCUCUGACAGAUGGACCUGAAGCACCGCGUAUUAUGCUCAUCCGGCCGGGCGUUUACGAUCCAAAGAAGUAUACUAUCGAGGAGGUCAUCAAAGUGAGCACGAUGUUCAACGACGUUAUGAUGCUGGAGGACGACAAUAUGGUCAUUGCUGGUCAGGUGGGCAUCCUCGACCUGGCGAACGUGUCGCGGGCCCACUUCCUGCAGUUCACACCGACGUUCGUGAAGAAGAUGACCAUGAUGAGCCAGGAAGGUUCGCCCCUGCGUCAGAAGGGCUUCCACUACAUCAACACACCGACCGGCUUCGAGACGGUGUUCAACAUGUUCAAGACGUUCAUGAGUGAGAAGAACCGCGCGAGGCUAUACGUGCACGGAAGCAACCUGGAGUCGCUCUAUCAGCACAUCCCGAAACGGUUACUGCCGGUUGAGUACGGCGGUGAGGGUGGCUCGCUCCAGGACAUCAACGCCACGUGGGAGAAGAAAAUCCUUGCCUACCGGGAGUACUUCCUUGAAGAGGACCGCUACGGAACGGACGAACGAAAGCGUGUUGGCAGGGCGAAAACGGCCGAGUCGCUGUUUGGAAUGGAGGGCUCCUUUCGCAAGCUCGAAGUGGACUAUCCUUCACUGUGUUACGUGUGUAGAUGUGUGCGCGCGUGUGUGUUUGUGUGUUUGUUCCGGACGCGUUGGAAUGGACAAUCGGGAUGAGGAUUACGUUUACUCAAUGGCUUUAAACGCAAUGGGCGUGUACAUUUGUUUACACAGCAACCCUUAAAGGGCACGUCCUUGGGAAGGAUGACCGCGGAAAUGGCUGUUGAAAGUGGUUAUAUCGGGAAGCUUCCCGUGGUUAGCUUCUUCAGUAGCUCAAGGGUGAUCAGUGGUGGUUUACUUCGCUUGAAAACAUCAUGUACAAAGACCGAAUCGAAUCUGCUCCCCGAAGCGUGAGUGAAAGUUUUGAAUGCAAACUCGCAUAGCGUUAAUUUGGACCCAUUGAAGUAAUUUACUGAUCACAGUCGGUGGAUUAAAAGCUUCCUGAAUUUGUGUGAUUGAGAAAAUAAAGCUGUU